AGAUAAAAUGAGCUGUGUUGAUAGUGUACACAGCAGUCGCGAUCAUUCGGUCCAACUUUCUCUGGAAAAGACUGCUUCUAGCAAUGGGGACGAAAAUUCAGAAGCGGAUCCAGAUCAGUCUUCGGGUGCGGUCAACCGUUCAAGAUGGACUGAAAACGCCGCAAGAUGCUACAAAUGCAAGGACCUCGUGCCACACAAACUUCUCUUUGUCUGCCGACAUGAAAAGUGCGCUGGAGUUUUCAAAGGAAACAAGAAAUAUGCUUCGCCGUUCGACUUUUAUUUACAUGAAAAAGUAUUUUGCUCGGCAUGCAUCUUCACGGGCAGCCACAAGAAUCAUUCUGAUCAGGCGGAGGGAGCCUACAAAUUAGCGAUUAAAUCGGCUUCUACUGGUGAAGAUAUGGGACUGAUUUACCAGACACUUGCAUUUCUUGAUAUUGACGAAUCAACUGAUUUCAUGAUCACCAACGACUUCGGUAUUCCACAUCUUCCAGUGGCUGAUGUGGCUUCGUAUCUUGAUAAUGCCAACAGUUGCACCGAAUUCGUGAAAAGAAAGAAAAUGCUCGUGGACCUGAAAAAUACAGUUGAUAACUGUCGUACAGAAAGCGAUGUCUAUGUUAAAAAGCUCGCCGGUCUUUCCUUGAACUGUUUCCAAGAUAUACUGGCCAAGUUUAAAGGUAGUAACAAAGACAGCGAACCAUCAUCGAAGAAAGAAGAGAAGAAAACUUCUCACAAAGACCUGGAAAAGCGAGCAUCAGAUGUUACCCUUCCACCGGCAGCUGCAUCACCAGUCCCAGAUAUUCCGAAAGUCGAUUCCACUUCGAUUUCGAUUAUUACAACUGUUAAAGUGGAGAACCUUAAGCAAAACGAUUCUGCAAUAAACAUGCUCUGUCGUAGUUUGAGUCUCCGUUUCGAUCAAAUUCGAGACGAAUUGACAAUUGAGCAGGCUUUGCAAGCAGUCUCUGACAUGCUUCAUGAAUCUGUUGGAAGCCUCGAGGAGAAAAUGGCUGCUGCUAGUCGCUUCAAAGAGCGACACAAUGUUGCACUCUACUACCCACCACAAUAAACGCACCCAGUGACUGAAACUUAUUCCACAUGCAAUACAUUUUAUUUUGUAUCAAUUUUUCAAAUCUCUAAUGAACCGCACUGCUUUAUAAAUGUUGCUGCC
Messenger RNA from Caenorhabditis elegans, 1165 nucleotides. RefSeq names its product Zf-tcix domain-containing protein. The coding region runs from base 8 to 1063 and encodes 351 amino acids. The record is from RefSeq and is marked reviewed. Lineage: Eukaryota; Metazoa; Nematoda; Chromadorea; Rhabditida; Rhabditidae. The transcript has 6 exons.